This is a messenger RNA of Exophiala mesophila, 1175 nucleotides long. RefSeq lists its product as uncharacterized. Gene Ontology annotation, molecular function: actin filament binding. Gene Ontology annotation, cellular component: actin cortical patch; F-actin capping protein complex. NCBI's taxonomy places the organism in Eukaryota, Fungi, Ascomycota, Eurotiomycetes, Chaetothyriales, Herpotrichiellaceae. The transcript is spliced from 2 exons. The record is from RefSeq and is a predicted model, not a curated record. Gene Ontology annotation, biological process: barbed-end actin filament capping; actin cytoskeleton organization. The coding region runs from base 189 to 1028 and encodes 279 amino acids.
GCACAUCUCAAUCUCACAUCCCACACCUGGCGCAUCCCAUACCUCAGCUCUCAGGUCUGCGUCAAGAUUGCUACAGAUCAGGACGUGUUGUUGUCUCUCACAUAACCCGAGACUUACACCGUCCCUUCCAACUGCGAGUUCUUAACCUGCCUACCCAAUCCGACGCCCCUCAUUCCAUCCGUCGUAUCAUGGCGUCCACGGUCGACAUUACCUCGUCCUUCAUACAAGGCGCUCCUCCAGGAGAGCUACAGGAUGUAGUCAAAGACAUCCAAAUCCUCGCCUCGGACAAUGACCCUUCUUUAACUGCAAAGCUCAAGCCUGCUUUCCAGAAAUACAACGAGGAGCAACUGGUGGCCGUCAAGCUCCCCGGUGCCAGUGAUCAUGUUUUAAUCUCCUCAUACAACCGUGUCCCCUCGAGUACAAACAAGUACUACGACACCGCUUCAUCCACAUCCUUCGACUUUGACCAUAGCACUUCCAAAGCCAGCAACUCCCAAUCCUACACCCAUGACACCCAGCACACUUCGCUCAUUCAAUCCAUCUUGAAAUCUCUAUCAACACACUUUGCCGAACACUACCCACCAAGCUCAUCUUCUGCCUUCUCCGUCUCCGCCACGCCGCAGGACGAUCAGGUUGCCAUCCUCCUCUCAACUACAAAAUCCUCACCCAAGAACUUCAUCUCCGGUCGCUGGCGGAGUACAUUCCUCUACGACCCAUCUAACUCGAGUCUUCAAGGCUCGAUCAAUGUACACGUGCAUUAUUAUGAAGAUGGGAAUGUGGCGUUGACGACCACCAAGAAGAUCCAGUCGGUGACCGUGGAUGGUAGCGAUGGGGCCAGUAUAAUCCGCAAGGUUGCCGCCAUUGAGAAACAGUAUCAGGAAGAGGUCAACCGGACUUUGGUCGCCUUGAAUGAGACAAGUUUCAAAGCUUUGAGAAGGCAAUUACCUGUCACACGUCAAAAGUUGGAAUGGGAGAAGAUUCGGGGGUAUGGCCUCGGAGGAGACUUGAGAGGAGAGGCUAAACGAUAGAGACAACACCGUGUGAUCAAUUUCAUGUUUGGGGGGGAUUAAAGUCGACACUGCCUACGUGAACGAAAUCCUGGAGCCAACGACUAGCGAGAAAUGCAUACAAUCUAUCACAAAUGACCAUUCUCAAUGUGCUCUCUUUGCCAAACA